UAUCGGAAAGCUGCCUCACUGCACUUGUUCUGCCAUGCGCCCAUAGAGUGCGAACAACCAGAACGAAUCCUCGGAGCCACAGACAAGAGACUUCAGAAAUAUCGAGUUGAAUGCACAGAAAAAGUCAGUUUAUUUGUCUUGACUACGACGACCAGCGCCAUGGAUGUUAAUACAAUCGACCAAUUUACCAGAGAAUCAUUAUCUGUGCUCAUCACACACAAGGGUCUUGAACAGCUUCUUCAACUCUGUCAGGCAUGUUCCAGCAUAGGGAGGAAGUCAUCAUCUUCUCAAUGUCCUUUGUACGGAGCAUCCACCAACAAAGGACGAGCAGAUCUUUCUCUGUCGCUUGCCCGGUGCUACGCUACAGUUAUUAUUAUUCGACCAGAAUCGAGCGAGGAACUAUCUAUCGCCGUCUUGAGAGUUAGCGGUGACACCCAGAAAAGUUCGCAGGAUCAGUCAAUUGGUUAG
Molecule: messenger RNA, 468 nt
Organism: Rasamsonia emersonii CBS 393.64
Lineage: Eukaryota; Fungi; Ascomycota; Eurotiomycetes; Eurotiales; Trichocomaceae
Exons: 1
Source: RefSeq, a predicted model, not a curated record